UUGUUAAUCUCUUUGAAGUUCUACGUAACGAUCAUCAUCGGUAUCUACUGGGCUUUCUUAUCAACGGUCAAUAUUGUCGAAAACCGUCCAAAUGCCUCGAUAAAAACCACUAUUUUUCUCUGGAACCUUGCCCUGUUCUAUGCCAUUCAGAUCUACUACUUCAUUGCGAGUGCAUCACUAUUAAGCAGAAGAGUAAUUUUUCAUUCUUUAAUCAACGUUAAUAAUAUAAUAACUUAAGUUCUACUUUGCAGGCAGACAAGACUGGAGCGAUUCUAGAUGAUUUUUCCACAGACUUUACCGCAAGCUCGUAUGAGUUAAGGAUUAAAACCAUGAGCUUGGAACUUCUUCACCGCAGCAAUAAACUGGAAAACUUUGGAUUUUACACUAUCGAAUAUGCUCUCAUGUUUUCAGCUAACAAGACUGGCGCCAUUUUGGAUGAUUUUACUGCUGACUUCACCGAAAGUUCGUAUGAACUAAAAGUUGAAACCAUGAGCUUGGAAUUACUUCACAGGAGUAAUGAAGUGGAAAACUACGGUUUCUACACAUUUGAAUAUUCGUUACUGAUAACGAUUGGUGCAUCGAUUAUGAACAAUUUAAUAACAGCUAUUCAGUUUGAGGCUAUGAACUACUGGUGAUGAGCAGCUUGCUCAACAUUGACCUCAGAGUCUGUAUCGGCAAGAAAUAAAUCACGGUCAAAAAUCAAAGAACUUCACUUCACUUUGAAUUGGACCAUUAAUUAAUACUUUAUUUGAAGGAAAACUUUAGACCACAAACUUUAUUACUAUUCACUUUUAAUUGAGCGUUGCUAGGUGACCGGUUUGUUUGACAGUUGGUAGAGAAGAGAAAAAGAAUCGAAAAAUGCUCUACCAUUGUAGGCGGGAAAACUGAUUUUUCAUGACAGGAGAUAAAAUUACUUUAGAAGAAACGGAUUCUAAACUUAACUCUAAAAUGUUGUACACUUAUUCAAAAUGUCCGUUACAAAGACCUUAAGGAUAUGUUAACAGUUUUCAUAUAUUUUAUUUAAAAGAAAUCAGCUUACAUUCACAGAAAUUCCCCUUCAGACUAACACUCGUUUUCUUUAAAUUAAAAAAAAAUGUCUACCCUCAUGUCGUUGGUAGAAGAUAUGAAAAUGAACAUUUGUUUCCUACACCAUCAACAACGUCUUUUCGAUGUCAAUUAUUUAAUUUAUUCACCCAAUCGCUACUCCAAAAUCUUUAUGAUUUUUUACAUAAUUUCUCUUAAUGUACCAGAUAAAGCUUAAACUUGAAAAAUACCAUACAACGGAAAUGUUAACAACGUCUACGUCAGAAUCAGAAAUGGAAAAUAAAAAAGGAAAAAAUAACCGUAGUGAAAACAUCAUAAAGGAAAAAAUAGAAAAAUAGAAAGAAUAAAACGAAUAAAACGAAUCUUCACUGUAAUUUAGAAAAAAAAUAAAUUGGUUAAGUUGAGGUAUACAAAUAGAGGACAUAAAUUUUAAAUGAAGACAGGCGAAAAACGUUAAUUAGAACUGUUGAAUGUCCAUAGAGUAAAAAACUCGAAAAGUCACAAAGUUGAAUCACAGUAGGAUUGUUCGAUCUUCUGAAAAAGAUCGAUUCAGCUGGUUGGUCUAGGAUCAAUCCACCUAAAAAAUCGAAGCAAAAGAGAUGUAAUAAGUCAAAUGUGAUUAAAAAAUGAACGCUGUAGUUUUCUAGUAAAAUUUUUUAUUGUAGUCUCAAAAGUCUUCUUCCGAGUGUCGGCUAUGAAACUAGAAAAUUUCAAUAAGAAGUUAAAUCUUGAGCAGAGUUAAAUGUUAUGGAAGGUAUUAAUGUUUAAUUCAAGGAUGAGCUAGCUUUCAAGUGACCUUUUAUGGAAAUUUCGAUUUAUUAAGCAUUUAAAAAAACUGGGUUUCCUCAAGAGUAAAGAUAGAGAUAAAAAUGCUAUCUAAGGACUGUAUUCAUGAAAACUCUCAGAAAGUCUUAUUGAGAGACCCCAAAACAGCUGGAAAUCAACUGUGCGAUUAAAAUUCAUGUGGUAAAUCGUUCUAAAAGUCCUAGAGAAUCUUACAGUGAGCUAAAGUUUGAAUUAAAAGUAAGAAUGAUUGAUUCCAUAAAGGUAUGGGAAGUGAGAGAUUUACCAGAACGCCAUACGAAACUUUCAAUUGAAGAAGUGGUAAAAAUGGUCAAAUUUUCUAUCUGAUUC
Uranotaenia lowii is the source of this 2178-nucleotide messenger RNA. RefSeq lists its product as uncharacterized. Gene Ontology annotation, cellular component: membrane. The transcript is spliced from 5 exons. The record is from RefSeq and is a predicted model, not a curated record. Gene Ontology annotation, biological process: sensory perception of taste. Lineage: Eukaryota; Metazoa; Arthropoda; Insecta; Diptera; Culicidae. The coding region runs from base 330 to 635 and encodes 101 amino acids.